Tricharina praecox is the source of this 1157-nucleotide messenger RNA. RefSeq lists its product as uncharacterized. The record is from RefSeq and is a predicted model, not a curated record. The transcript has 3 exons. NCBI's taxonomy places the organism in Eukaryota, Fungi, Ascomycota, Pezizomycetes, Pezizales, Pyronemataceae. Bases 150 to 782 code for a protein of 210 amino acids.
AGAUAGCACGCAAAGCCGCCGCGGACUGCGCUCGCGGAGCACGUGCACCCGGGAUCUGCGAGGCUCUCGAGCUCUCUCGAUGGGCGCUGCCGGACCUGGCGCUUAUCGGCCUCUACGACGUGAUCGUGUUCUGCGACGACUCGGGGUCGAUGAACAUCGAGGAGCGGUAUGGUACGCUCCGCACGGUGGUGAGACGCAUCGCACGGAUUGCUGGCGCUUAUAAUCCCCGUGGAAUCAAGAUCAGGUUUGUUAAUGCUACAAAUGACGGGGGCUUCGAUGGGAUUGUUACAGAGGAGCAGGUUGAGACGUGUCUCGAUACGGUGGUGCCUAAGGGGGGGACGCAGCUGGGCACCAGGCUCGUCACGAAGGUUAUUCAGCCGCUCAUACUGGAUAGGGCCAGGCGAGGGGAGCUGGAUAGGCCCGUCGUUGUUAUCAUUGUGACGGAUGGCGAGCCGAGCGGAGAAGACGAGGACAUGCUCAAGAAUGCCAUUCUCGCGACAAAGAACGAGUUAUCGAAGCACUCCUGCGGCAGAAGUAGCUACGGCCCAUCCUCCGUCGUCUUCCACAUCGCCCGCGUCGGCACCUCCUCCAAAGCCAAGAGCUUUGUCCGCAGCCUCGAGGAAGACGAGGAGGUGAACGAUCUACUGUUUUCGACCGAUGAGUCGCUGGACUGGGCACUCGGCGAGGCGCAGAGUAGGGGGCAGUUGAAUACUUGGGUGAGUUCUCUUGAAGCAUCAGAUCGGAUUGGAUGGCGGGGAGCUAACGGGUGGUGGGGAAUAUAGUUGUUGCAGCUUUUGGCGGGGAGUAUCAAGCUGUAGCGAUGGGAAUGGUCGGUAAAGUACGGAUUUCAACGGGAUGCGGAGGAGGCUUUUGGAGUUUUCGGUUUCGGAUUUGGAGUCGGGCGUCUGGAUGGGAUGGGAUGGCCGGAUCGGGUCGGGUCGGCAGUGGAUGUUCGAGGAAUAGUAUGGCGGAUGUGUUUACGAUCGGAUGAGUUUUCUUUGUCACUGGAUAUGAUGGAAGGGACGAAACUACGGAGUGCUAUUCGGAUAUGGGAUUUAGCGAGUUUCGAUGGCGGGCUUUAAGUUUUCAGCUUAGCAAUAAUUCCAGAGGACGGGAUGGAUGACGGAUGACAGUAAUGAGUAGCAUGUCGAUGGGCU